UCGCUCUCCCUCAAGAGAGUUUCACUCCACAAAACGCCGAAAAAAAUCAAAACGAUAAGAGAUGAUUUGCGUUAGAGCUCGACCGCUAUUUUCCUCGCCGUUUUCUCUCGCUAUCUCAUCAACCAAACAGCCCCCAAUUCAUCUCCGCCGUAUCCCUCUCUCCUCCUCCUCACCACGCCGUCUCUUCUCCGCCGUCGCAAUGUCUUCUUCUUCGCCUCCUCAGAAUCAGAUCGUCGAACACAUCGUCCUUUUCAAAGUCAAAGAAGACACAGACUCCUCCAAAAUCAGCUCAAUGAUGAACGGCCUCAACAAUCUCGUCUCCCUCCCGCGGGUUCUUCACAUCUCCGCCGCUCCUCUCCACCGUGUCAGAUCCUCCGUCUCCGCCUUCACUCACGUCCUCCACAGCCGUUACGGAUCCAAGGAAGAUCUCGCCGACUACGCCGCGCAUCCCGAUCACGUCCGCGUCGUCAAGGAAUUUGUGUUACCGAUCUGCGAUGACGUCAUGGCUGUUGAUUGGAUCGCACAUCAAGUCCCCGGAACCCUAGCUCCGCCUCCUGGCUCCGUCGCCAAAAUCACUUUCCUCAAAGUUAAAGAGAAUCUCUCCGACGAGGCGAAAUCGGAGAUUCUGGAUUUGAUCAAGGGGCUUGACGAGAAGUUUCCAGGGAUUGGUCAGAUCACUGUUGGGGAAAACUUCUCUCCGGCGAGAGCGAAAGGUUUCUCGAUUGCAUCGAUUGCGUAUUUUAAGGAUCUAGCUGAAUUGGAAUCUGUGGAUUCUCAGACUGAGUUGGUGAAUUCGCAGAAAGAAAAGGUUCGUGAUUAUCUCGAUUCCACCAUUGUUGUUGAGUUCGUGGUGCCUGCUUGCUUGGUUUCUGGAUUGUAGAUUGUAGAAGACGAAACAAAUGAGUCUAAAGUCUCAGUUUUAAAUAAAAGUCUCAGUUUUUACAAUCUCUUGUGUUACCUUCUUUGUUAUUCUUUGAAGAUUUUUAGAAAUGAAUUGUCUUUGUUUAUUGAGAAGGGUUUUGCUUGUG
Molecule: messenger RNA, 1028 nt
Organism: Eutrema salsugineum
Lineage: Eukaryota; Viridiplantae; Streptophyta; Magnoliopsida; Brassicales; Brassicaceae
Product: stress-response A/B barrel domain-containing protein UP3
Exons: 1
Coding region: 62-880 (272 amino acids)
Source: RefSeq, a predicted model, not a curated record